Messenger RNA from Pochonia chlamydosporia 170, 1077 nucleotides. Its product is annotated as amidohydrolase 2. Gene Ontology annotation, molecular function: carboxy-lyase activity; hydrolase activity. The transcript has 2 exons. Gene Ontology annotation, biological process: secondary metabolic process. Gene Ontology annotation, cellular component: cytoplasm; cytosol. The record is from RefSeq and is a predicted model, not a curated record. The coding region runs from base 1 to 1077 and encodes 358 amino acids. Lineage: Eukaryota; Fungi; Ascomycota; Sordariomycetes; Hypocreales; Clavicipitaceae.
AUGCCGCCCUCACUACCAAACAUGUCACAAUUCGACGACCCAGCAAACACCAACGAAUGGAUCAACCUACGGCCUCAUCAACCAUCAUCCGAACCAGGCAAACAGCCCAAAAAGGUAGACAUGUACGUUGGCGAUAAAUUCUUUCGCACCGUGGAAGCAAACUGCUUCGAUCCGGAGACGCGAAUCAAAGAAAUGGAUGCGAGUGGUGUAUCCGUGCAGGUCCUCAGCACGAUUCCCGUCCUGUUCUCUUACGAUAAACCCAGUAAGCCGGCUGCACUGCUUGCACGGCUACUAAACGAUCACAUCGCCUCUCUGUGUCGAGUGUAUCCCAAUCGAUUCGUGGGACUUGCCACGGUGCCGUUGCAAGAUGUCCCUGCUUCGGUUGAAGAGCUGAAUCGUGCGAAGGGCCUGGGCCUGCGUGGCGUAGAGAUCGGCACUGAGAUUAACGGACGAGAAUUGGAUAGUCUGGAGAUGGAGCCAUUUUGGGAGGCGUGCGAGGAGUUGGACAUGCCUGUGUUUGUGCAUCCGCUGGGAUAUGAACUCGCCAAGGAGAAUAAGAGGUGGGAGAAGUAUUGGUCUGCCUGGCUAGUUGGGAUGCCAAGUGAAACAGCUCUCGCUCUGCAUGCGAUAAUCUCAUCAGCCGUAUUAGUUCGCCACCCGAAACUGCGGUUGUGCUUCGCCCAUGCUGGCGGCGCGUAUCUCCCUCUCCUGGGUCGUAUUCAACACGGCUAUGACUGCCGACCAGAUUUAGUAGCUCACAAGUCGGAGGGUGUAUCGCCCACAGAGCAGAUCGCGUUUCCUCAGCGUAAUAUCUGGAUAGAUAGUCUGGUGCAUGAUCCGGAUCUGCUGGAGUACAUGUGUAAGAAGAUCGGGCCGGAGCGCAUCGUCAUGGGCAGCGAUUAUCCGUUUCCGUUGGGAGAGGUGCCUUUUCCGGGGAAGAUGAUAGAUACGGAUGAGAAAGUCAAAGAGUUUUUGUCGGAGGAGAAGAGGGAAGGGAUGUUGUGGGGGAAUGCGGUUGAGUUUUUGGGCUUGUAUGACUUGGUGAGGGAGUGGGAGAUGGAACGGGAACGGGUGUAA